AUGGCCGCACCACCGGAGGGGAACGUCCGCUUCGGCGAGGGGAGGGCCGACGUGCUGGAGCCGCAGCCGCUGGAGGUCAUAGCGCCGAAGGUCAAGGCCAAGAAGCGCAACCCGGCGCCCGGAGUCCGGGUUGUUGGUCGCCGGAUCUACGAUCCAGAGAAUGGCAAGACCUGCCACCAGUGCCGCCAGAAGACAACGGACUUCGCAGCGGCGUGCAAGCAAGUCAAGAAGAAGGGUCCGUGCCCAAUCAAGUACUGCCGCAAGUGCCUCCUUAACAGGUACGGCGAGAGUGCCGAGGAGGCGGCCAGCAAGGAGGACUGGAUCUGCCCUAAGUGCAGGGGCAUCUGUAACUGCAGCUUCUGUAGAAAGAAGAAAGGCGAGAUGCCAACUGGGAUAAUGGCCCACAUCGCCAAGGCUUCUGGGUGCACCUCUGUCCAUGAUCUCCUUGAAAAGGGGUCAGAUGUGGUGGCUGCUGCGCAAGCGAUACUCAAGGUGAAUGGUAGUGACAAGCAGGGCACAAAGAGAUCCCAAGGGACAGAUGCUGCUGAUGAGGUGGCCACUGAAAAGGAUGUAAAUAUAGGCAUUGAUCACAAUACAGUUCCAGGAGAUGAAGGGGAUGAAAAUAUAGGUGUUGAUCUCAAUUCACUUCCUUCUGUUCAUAUCAAGAAAGGGCAGAAGCUCAAGCACAGGGCAAAGAAGGAUCCUGCUGAUGAAACGUCACAUGGUGGAGUCAAUAGUGAACCAUUGCAGAUGGAUGAGAACCCUGAUUCGCUCAAUAGUAACACUGUGCUACCCAGGGGUACCCCAGUCACAAACAUUGCAGGUGCACAACUUGACGAUGAGGAUGUUGGGGCUGCAAUUCAGUUUCUAGAAUUCUGCCGUGCAUUUACAGAGAUUUUUCAAAUAAAGAAAGGGCAACCAGAAAGAAUUCUUCAAGAUUUAGUUGGAGGCCGUGAACUUCGGUUGGUAUCCUCAGUUGUUGCUGGGUUUCACAUAAAUUUGUUAUCUGUCAUUCGAGAAGGAAGGGGGAAGAAGCCUCUGGCUUAUACAAGAGAUGGAGAUGCAUGGGUAAUUGAUGUUGGCAAAUAUAUAAGUGAAUCAGCAUUUAUAUCAAAAGGAUUUCCUCUCAACUAUAUCAAUCAGGGGAUAUCAGGAUAUAAAAACUUGAGCCCUUCUUGUAAGCUGCGUGUUCUGAAUUUUCUUUGUGAUGAGACCCUCUCUACUGACAAGCUGAGGAACUGGAUUGACAUGCAAAAUGACAUAGCUGCUGAACCAAUGAAUGCUGCUAGAGAAAAAGCUCGUGCUGCAAAAGAAAUGGAAAAGGAGCUAAAGGAAGGGCUAAAGGACAACAUGGAUAAAACAAUGCUUUCACCAAAUGAAGCAGCAGCCUUUAGCAGUGAAGAAAAUAAGUAUCUUAUUUCCCAAAUAAAGGUGGCACAGGAAGUCAAGCGUGCAGCCAUAAAUGAUAUGGCAACUAUGGAGAAGCAAGGAGGUCUUUGGACCAAGCCUCUGAUGGUAGAGAAAGGAGUAGCAUAUUGGAAGCUAGAUGGGUACUGUGAUAACUCAGCAAUAUUGCUUCAAGAGUAUGGUGAUGAUGAAUUAAUGGCAAAUAAAGACAAGUGGUUUAUGUUUAUUGAAGACGAAGAGAAAGUAAUUGAAGAACAUGUAGCCACAAGCUGUUGUCUGUCGCCUGAGGACUCGCUGUUUCCGCUGCCGGUCUCUAGGCAUCGCUGUUUCGAGUGCCCUGGGGUGUUCAGCGGCGGGAGCACUAAUCCCUGUGUCUCCGUGUGGCAACGGAUUUCGCCGGCCCACGGGGCUACCGGUGUUGCCACCCCGCAACGGCCUUCGCCGGUGGGUGUUGCUGGUGCGACACAGACGCAGAACGUGUAUCGUCAACCUGCUACUAGCCGUGUCUCCGUGUGGCGACGGAUUUCCCCGGCCCACGAAUCUGCUAGUGCUGCAUCUCAGCAACGGCCUUCUCCGGCGGAGUUGGUUGGUGGCGCUGAGCCCUUUGGAGUGGAGGUGGCAGCGGUGAUUGCGGCCAGAAUUGAUGUUGACGCCAAUUCACUAGUACUUCGUAAGGCUUCGCCCUCAAGUUACCUGCUGGUCCUCCCCGAACUGGCCUUGGUUGAUCGUCUGGUUGAGUUGAGGCAGCCAGUCAGUUCGUCUGGAUUCAACUUCAGCCUCCUGUGUAAGCGUUGGAGCCGUCUGACUGGUGCCCAGGGUCGUGUCUUGCCGUUCCUGAUCGACGUUGAGCUUCGUGGCAUUCCAAACCACGUUUGGGAAACCUCUACUGUGGAUCGUCUCUUGAGUCCACACGCGUGGGUCCAGCAGGAGACGUCCCUGUUCCCCUCGGUGACCUCCCCAACUAUUGUGCGGUUUGAAGUGGAUGUUGGGCCUUUGCCUUCGGAUGGCGUCCUCGUUUUUGGCCCGGCGGACGCGGCUUCUCUCGGGCUGGACUUGGGCCCUCGGCCUGUGAUUGAUUCCCAAUUGGCGUCCACUGGCUUGGGUAAGGCUAUGGUCUGGAGCUCCCCCGGCCGUCCGACGGUGCCGUGCUCUUCCUUGAGCCUCCCCGUCAGAUUGGCAACGGUUGAAGCUUCUCCGGCCUCACCACACUCGCCUCAACGAUCUCCCGCGUCCGUCUUCCCGGGGUUCUUCCCACUGGCGGCGCGGGGCCUGCCACUUCGCCAGCUUCUGAUGGCCCGAUUGGGGAGCCUCUGGGCUCAGAGGCGCCUGCUCCGCCGGCUGCGGGUGGGGAUCCCCUGGGCUCGGAGGCCAGUGGAUAUGCUUGUCCCUCUGCCCGUGAUCCAGAAGCAGCGAAAGAAGGCCCCUCCUUCAGGGUCUCUGCUGCGGCGUAGCCGGCGGGUCACUGGCGCUGCCCCCUGCCCUCUAGGCCCGGUGCUCUCGGAGGCUCAGAAGAGGGUGAUGCGACAACUUGGCUUUGAAGAAAGGGAGAUUAUUCAGCCAAAUGCUCAAGAUAAUUAUAAUGACAUGGAUCUCAAGGAGAUCCUGCUCUUGGGCCGAAAAUAUACUUGGUCCAACGAGAGGAGAUCGCCUACUCUGGUCAGGCUGGAUCGAGCUUUCUGUUGUGGUGAUUGGGACAAUAUUUUUCCUGAUGCUGUCCUGCAAAGCACAGCAGCUGGUGUAUCGGAUCACUGCCCUCUCAUUCUGGGUUUGAAAGAGGAAAAACAGAAGGCAGUGGAUGAUUUUUAUGAGAACAUUCUUGGCAGUGCUGAAGUAAGGGACUAUACUCUUAACUUAGAUGAGUUAGAUAUGCAGCAUCAUGAUCUUUCCGAUCUUGAUGCCCCAUUCUCUGAGGAGGAAGUCUGGGCUACCAUAAAAGACAUGCACUUGGACAAGGCCCCUGGGCCGGAUGGUUUCACAGGGAGGUUCUACAAAUCAUGUUGGAGCAUUAUUGAGGGGGAUGUGCUGAUGGCGUUGGACGCCAUCCAUCGCGGCCAUGUAUUCAAAUUUAGGCUAUUGAAUACGGCCUAUGUUACCCUACUGCCUAAGAAAGUGGAUGUAGUUGAAGUGAAGGAUUUUUGUCCUAUAAGCCUGAUUCAUAGCGUUGCCAAAUUGGGAAGGAAGAUUCAUGACAACUUUAUGCUGGUCCAACAGAUGGUGAAAUCUCUGCAUAAGAAGGAGGCGCAUAUCCUUCUUAAACUAGACAUCUCCAAGGCGUUUGAUUCUGUCUCUUGGUCGUUUGAUCCUGGAAGUCAUGUGCAAGGUAGGGUUCGGUCAGCGGUGGCGAGACCUUAUUUGCUUGAUCCUGUCCACCUCCUCGACACAAGUACUGGUUAA
This is a messenger RNA of Miscanthus lutarioriparius, 3801 nucleotides long. Lineage: Eukaryota; Viridiplantae; Streptophyta; Magnoliopsida; Poales; Poaceae. The record is from the annotation of a GenBank genome assembly.